AUGAAAGAUUCAACCAACCAGCCAGAUGAGAAGAGGUCGCACAGAGUAAAACCUGAUUUUCCCAUAAAGGCAGAUUAUGGAGGACUUUCAGCUUUCGGAGACGGCACAUACCUGGUUGCGAAAAUCCCGGCGGAGAUACGCGAGAAAAUGACUGAUGAUAACUUUUUGACAGCCUGCAACAAUACAAUUAAUAUAGAUGCCGUGAAGCGAAUUGGGCAGAUAUCUUUCAAAUAUUGGUACAUACACUACCGAGACCAUGAUAGUGCGAAACUGGAUGAGGGGAAGAUGCCAGUGUUCCCUAAAGAAUUAGGACUGAAAAGAGACACUGCCACGAGCUUACAUUUUUAUAUGACUGGAGGACUAAGUACAUUUUAUGUGGAUAGAAUAGGGCCAUAUACCGAUAUCGAGUUACAGCGACUGUUGGAAAAAAAAUUUCCUGGCGAGAAAUACUGGAUGGGCUCCAAAAUGCGUCUCUUUUCCUUCGAGUUGGGAGACUCUGGAGAAUACAUUGUCAGUUGCAAGGCGGUAAGACGAGGCCGAAAAUGUUGCCUCUGUCAGGGCGAGCAUGAAAAAGGAGCGGUUGAAUGUCCGUCUCUAGCCUCGAGUGACGACCACAUGGAAUUAAAGGGUCGGCUUAUCUUUCGACCCUGA
Molecule: messenger RNA, 651 nt
Organism: Blumeria graminis f. sp. triticale
Lineage: Eukaryota; Fungi; Ascomycota; Leotiomycetes; Helotiales; Erysiphaceae
Source: the annotation of a GenBank genome assembly